GCUCAGUAUCAAAUAUUUCACUCAAUCAGAACCUGCUUCAGUCCAAAGCGGAAGUAACAUCCCUGUCUGUAUAACUUCACUGUUAUUGUUUGCUGAUGGGAAGAAGGGCAUCGCGUGGACCAUUCUACCGGUAGGUUUAACCUGCCAAAAUGAAAGGAGUCUGAAACCACGUCACGACAUCUCCGGAUACGACCAGCCGUUCAGACCUUCAAAGGGCGACUCCAUGCUUUCUGAUGAACUUGAUUCCAAGCCUGAGCUGUUGGUUGAGUUCGUGCAGAACGCCUCCAUUCCACUUGGUCAGGGUCUGGAGGAGCCGGAUCCGAAGAACACCUGUCUGUCUCUCCAGCCGCUGCCAGCAGAUAACUCCAUAUGCAGCCAGCUUCAGCUGACAGAGAGUGCGCUCCGUCACACUGGCUCCACAGAGCUUCCUGAGUUUGGGGCAGAGCGGAGCACCACCAUGGUGGUGCAGCUGCAGCCGCGAGUGCCCAGCCCAGCCCCUACCCCCCUCAGCCAUGACCAUGCCCCCAGUCACAUGCCCAUCAUGCACGACCUGCAGCAGCAGGACAGCACCUCCUACGUCCUGCUAAACCUGGCCAAGGGUCUAGCGGCGUCGGCUGAGUCGCUGGUGUUUGUGCAGGAUGAGGUGGAUGAAGCGGAGGAGGAGAUUUCAGCGGGGGAGGGGGCCGAUGGAAGUGCCCCCUGGUACUUGCGGGUACAGGAGCUGGCACACGACAGCCUGAUCGCUGCCACGCGGGCACAGCUGGCCAAAGAUGCCAAAGACGCCAGGGCCAACAGCAACAGUGAACAUCUCAAUGGCUACCAGUCUGAGGGUCCAAAGAAAGAGCAGGUGUCUCGUGGUAACCGUGGUAAUGCGGAGAAGGUACUCAGGUGUCCGUAUGAGAACUGCCACCGGACUUUUACCUGGCCUGCACACCUCAAGUACCACCUGAAAACACACAGAAAUGACCGGACAUUCCGGUGCGGUGCAGAGGGCUGUGGGAAGAGCUUCUAUGUGCUACAGCGCCUGCAGGUGCACAUGCGCACACACAACGGAGAGAAGCCCUUCACCUGCCCAGAGCGCGGCUGCGGUAAACGCUUCACCACCGCCGGCAACCUCAAGAACCACCGACGCACGCACACAGGAGAGAAGCCAUUUCUGUGUGAAGUGGACAACUGUGGACGCUCAUUUGCAGAGUACUCCAGUCUGCGCAAGCACAUGCUGGUGCACUCAGGUGAGAAGCCUCACCAGUGCAGUGUGUGUGGUAAGACCUUCUCCCAGAGCGGCAGCAGGAACGUCCACAUGAGGAAACGCCACGGUGAGGAGUCCCUCGGCUCAGAAGGUGCAGACGCAGGACUGGUAGACUGUUCCAGAGUGUAGGAGCAUUGGCAGAGAGAGCCCUGUCCUCAAAAGUCCGCAACCUGGUGCGGGGGGUGGCCAACAGGUCCUUGUCAGAGGACCGCAGGGAACGUGACUGAGUGUAGAGGUGGAGGUAUUGUGGUGAGAGUCCAUGGAGAGAUUUGUAGGUGAGCCGGAGGAUCUUGUAUGUGAUGCUUGACUUGACUGGCAACCAGUGGAGCCGACACGUAGGUAGGCCAGGAUGGGAGAAGAGACUGGGCUAAAAUCCACACUACGGGUAGGGGCUACACAGUUAUAUUCCCAGCAGUACACUACGGGUAGGGGCUACACAAAGUUAUAUUCCCAGCAGUACACUACGGGUAGGGGCUACACAAAGUUAUAUUCCCAGCAGUACACUACGGGUAGGGGCUACACAAAGUUAUAUUCCCAGCAGCAUGUUGAUGUAUGUGGUGAUGACGACAGGCAGCAACAGGAGCAGUUGUUGUCUACAUGAAGCAUCUCUUUGGUUCUAACCCAAUUACUGUCUCUCUCUGUCUCGUUCUUUCCCUGCCUCUCUCCUUAUUUUGUGU
Alosa sapidissima (American shad) is the source of this 1926-nucleotide messenger RNA. RefSeq names its product zinc finger protein 410 (gene znf410). The record is from RefSeq and is a predicted model, not a curated record. The transcript is spliced from 11 exons. NCBI's taxonomy places the organism in Eukaryota, Metazoa, Chordata, Actinopteri, Clupeiformes, Clupeidae. Gene Ontology annotation, molecular function: RNA polymerase II cis-regulatory region sequence-specific DNA binding; DNA-binding transcription factor activity, RNA polymerase II-specific. Bases 224 to 1378 code for a protein of 384 amino acids. Gene Ontology annotation, biological process: regulation of transcription by RNA polymerase II. Gene Ontology annotation, cellular component: PcG protein complex; transcription regulator complex.